GCUAACAUUACAAUCUCCAAUCCUACAUCAGAAUACGACCUACGAAAAAGUUUUAGUAAAUAUUUGAAUUGGAGUAAUUUAAAAAACAUAUACGCCUACGGAAAGUGUUAAAGUUAUAAAACAUGAAGAACAAGCUUGGAAACGAUUUUGGUGCCAAUGAGAAGUUCGUCAGUGAUUUGCCGAUGAAUGUCGAAGAGCAAAUACCUAAGACGACAUCGCGCCGGGAGUCCAUACCACCAAAAAUUGUUGUGUGUCCGCCAGUUGAAGAAUCGUCUGAAGCAGUAACCACCACUCGUGGUACACGUUUAUUAAAAGCUCUCAGUAAGCGCCUCUCAAGAAGAUCAGCUGACGGCGACUCGCUGGGCAGUUCUAGCAGCAACGAUAGUAUGUCCUGUGAAACUGGACGUACUGACGGACGGUCCUCAAGCUCAGCGAGUGAUUCCGGCAGUGAUAACUCGGAACGUCAACGCCGCCAUCGUUCAACAGUGUCUUUACGACGAGUUUUCCAAAAUCUUAACCUAACGAGCCGUUCACAUUCCUCCUCACCCACGGAACGACAUCGACAACCCAAAAAACAAUCACAACCGAAGCGCAUUCUUCGAAGUCCAGUCACUUACACCUAUGUCAGAGGAUUGUCCGGCUUGCCAACCCAAAGAGUGCCACGACAUACAGUAGGCCUCAAUCGGUAAAAAGUGCAUCAAGCUCAUCGGAAAAUACUAGGAGGAGAUCAAGACUGGUUAAAUAUAAAGUGUCAGUAUUAAAAUCGCUAGAGAACAGUUUUCGUCAUAUCAAAAAAAAACAGGUGAUUCAAGGGCCAGGUAUAUUAAAGAAAAAACGUUGUUAAUUAUAGCGAUGGGAAUAAGAUUCUUAAGCGCAUUGCAGCGCGGACUGUUGUAAUGUUAUGGAAAUUGUAAAAGACUGUAUUAAUACGAUUUAAUGGGAAUCUGAAAGAUAAAGAUAUUUUUGUCAUCGAAAAAAUACUUGAAAAUCAUUUAAACCAAUUUUUAAAAGAAUUCUUUACAUUUUGAACUAGAGUGUGGAUAGGUAAAGAAAGAAAUAUUAACACAGUGCAAAUGGUUCUAUCUACCAAGUCUUAUAUCCCGUAAGAAGAAUUGUGCCUUUCCAGAGAGUA
Molecule: messenger RNA, 1132 nt
Organism: Pararge aegeria (speckled wood butterfly)
Lineage: Eukaryota; Metazoa; Arthropoda; Insecta; Lepidoptera; Nymphalidae
Exons: 1
Coding region: 123-689 (188 amino acids)
Source: RefSeq, a predicted model, not a curated record